Molecule: messenger RNA, 2147 nt
Organism: Cynoglossus semilaevis (tongue sole)
Lineage: Eukaryota; Metazoa; Chordata; Actinopteri; Pleuronectiformes; Cynoglossidae
Gene: cxcr1
Product: chemokine (C-X-C motif) receptor 1
Exons: 2
Coding region: 112-1197 (361 amino acids)
Biological process (GO): positive regulation of cytosolic calcium ion concentration; immune response; calcium-mediated signaling
Cellular component (GO): external side of plasma membrane; membrane
Molecular function (GO): C-C chemokine receptor activity; C-C chemokine binding; C-X-C chemokine receptor activity
Source: RefSeq, a predicted model, not a curated record
AACAGGAAAGUGAAGCCACUGUCAGUCUGAUGUAGGAGGAGCUGGAGAGCAUUACAUAGGCUGUUGCCUGACUCCUCUAUGUCAUAGUCAGCGUCUGACAAGAUCACAACCAUGACGGAUUCAAACUCUUCUUCGUUCUUCCUGGACUUCAACAUGUUUUAUGAGGAGCUCAACUUCAGCUCAUAUAAUAACUGCGAGUACGAGGUAAACCCCGACACACAAGCCUGUGACUUCCUGUCCCUCCCGGGCGCAGCCAUGGUUGCGGUCAGCACUUUCUACGCCAUUGUUUUUCUCUUGGCCAUACCUGGUAAUCUGGUGGUGGGGCUGGUGAUUGGCCUCACCAAGCACUCGCUGCCCCCCUCUGACCUCUACCUACUCCACCUGGCAGUCGCCGACCUCCUGCUUGCUGUCACACUCCCCUUCUCUGCCGUCUCUGUUUCAUGGGGCUGGGUGUUUGGGGAUGCAAUGUGCAAAAUUCUCACCAUCCUCCAAGAGCUGAGCUUCUACUCCAGCAUUCUCUUCCUGACUUGCAUCAGCAUGGAUCGUUACAUCGUGAUUGUCCGCGCAAUGGACGUGCGCAAGACAAACCGCCAGCUGCUCAGCUGGGGAGUUUGUGCUCUUGUCUGGAGCGUUGGAAUCCUGCUGUCUCUGCCCGGCCUCUACUAUUCUGCCUUCAUUCCUCUCCACUCCAAUCUAACCGUGUGUUCAGAACUAUACAGCACCAACACUGCGGAUGAGUGGCGCCUGGCCACCAGAAUCCUCAGGCAUGGUUUAGGUUUUGUGAUUCCCCUGGCCAUCAUGUUGCCCUGUUAUGGUGUGACCAUCAAACGCCUGCUCCUCAUCCGUGGUGGAUUUCAGCGCCAACGGGCCAUGAGAGUGAUCGUGGUGGUGGUGGUGGUCUUUCUGCUUUGCUGGACGCCGUACCACAUCACUUUGAUGACAGAUUCCUUCUUCAGAACAAAGGUUAUUCCCUACCGGUGCCCCGCAAGGAUGGCGGUGGAUAAGGCCUUGUUUGUCACCCAGGCGCUGGGUCUACUUCACAGCUGUGUCAACCCAAUUCUGUACGCCUUUGUGGGAGAGAAGUUCAGAAGGAGGCUGCUGCAGAUCAUGAGGAAGGUCGGCUUCAUAGAGAGAGCAUCGGUGACCAGAUCUAGCAGAUCUUCUAUGUCAUCGGAAAUCACUUCCGCCAUCAUGUGAGAACAACACAGGGACUGAGUCGUCUGUGUUUUAGACACAGUGAUCUGAGCAAAGAAAGGUACAGUUCAUUCAGAAAGGACAGCUUUCCUGACUUAUCUUCAUAUCUUAGCGCAACAUAAAAACACACAGUUGUGACAAGAGCAGCAAUGAAUUUGAGACUGAAGACAACAUGUCAGAGUUGGUGUUAAACAGAGCACAGAGAGGGGUUCAUGACGAUGCUUCACACAUACAAGAGGUUUUUGUUGAGAGCAGUUUCUUAAUCUGUAGAUAAAUGGAUUUAUAGUAGAAUGUACCGGUAAAACAUGGUAUCACUGUUAAAAAUAAUAAAUACUAGGACUUUUUCAUGAAGUACUUUUUUUUAAGAGGAAUUCACCUUGGUUUUGCAUACAAAGAAAUGUUGCUCAAAGUGAUGCUGCAAUUUUUAAGGGUAUUAUGAAAUGUACAAAAUUUUCUCUUAUUUGAAUCUAAACUCUGUAGAAUUCUGGAGGAUGUUUCUGACCCCAGGUCCCCAGGUUUUCCGUUCUAUUUUUGUGUGAAAAAGGUUUCAGUUUUUGUGUAAAGAAAUCACACAUAACUAUAUCGACACCUGUUGUUUAAUCUGUUCUCGGUUCCUGUUUGUUUAAAAAUGUGAUAUUUGCUGGAGGGAGAGGUGGUAUUGUAUUGUAAUGGCAGCGUUGAAAAAGCACUGAAUCUUAUAAUAAACGUUUCCUAAUAUUUUGUAAUAUUCUGACUACAUUUCACUUUAUAUGAUUUUAAUUGUUUUUUACAUUUCCAGUCCAGGGUCUCUCUAGACCAUUCUCCUGCAGCCUGGUUAUGCUGUGGCAAAUACAUUUAUUUUUAGUGUUCAUAUUCAUUUUAACGCAACGUUUAGACUUUUCAAAGUUUCAGAAAUGUGUUUCAUUAUACAGUGUUUUUAGUGACUUUUGACAAAUAAAAUGGUGUAAAUAACA